AUGGUGGAAGAGGCAGGGCCUUCUAGUAAUGGUAGUGUUUUUCAGUUCGACGUCUUCUUGAGUUUCAGGGGAACAGACGCCCGCCAAGGCUUCAUAAGCCAUCUCUACAAAGAGCUGAACCGAUUUGGUGUGAUCACUUUUAUAGACAGCGAGGAACUUCAAAAGGGUGAAAGAAUCAGCCAGCUGUUCCACUACAUGGAGUCAUCACAGAUCUUCAUACCCAUCUUGUCGAAGAACUAUGCGCAGUCGAAAUGGUGCCUCUUGGAAGCUGCCAAGAUGGUGGAGAUCGCUGAGGGGGCCCAGCAGAAAAUGAGACCGAUCAUUCCUGUGUUCUAUCAUGUUGAUCCUUCUGAUGUCAAAGAUGAUGGAGGGUUGUACAAGUCUGCUAUCGUUGAGCUCCAGAAAGAGGGAGGGUUGGAAGGAGUGAAUGUGCAAGAGUGCAUAGAUGCCUUGAAAACAAUAGGCCGCAUUUCUGGCUUCCCUUUCAAGAAGGGCACAGAGAACGAAGCGGAACUCAUUAGCUGCGUACGCAGGGAUGUUGAGAAGUUACUUGGCAGAGUCCGAUUUGCUGUGCAGCCCAUUGGCAUCGAUUCUCAAAUAGAUAAGGUGAUUAAAAUGUUGGAGGCACAAGUAAAUGGUGUCUGCAUGGUUGGCAUCUGUGGAAUGGGGGGAAUUGGUAAAACAACAAUUGCCAAAGCCAUAUAUGACAAGCUGCCUUUUAGUGAAUUUGAUGGUAGAAUCUUCAUCGAAGAUAUGAGGGAACUUGCUUCUGAUAGAAAGGGGCAUAUCUCAGUACAAGAGAUGCUCAUUUGUGAUGUUUUAAAAAUAGGAAGUGUAUCCAUACGCACGGUAGAGGAUGGGUGGAACAUCAUUAAACAGAAAAUUGGUGGCAAGCGAGUCCUUCUAAUUUUAGAUAACGUUGACAAAGUAGAUCAGCUGAAACCAUUGUUAGGUGAUUACAUAUGUCAUAAGCCGGACGAUUUGGUUGGCGGAGGAAGCAAGAUCGUUGUCACUACAAGAGACAAGGCUGUACUCCUUAGGUACAAAAUGAAGGAGCAUCAAAUAUAUUACCCAGAAGAACUAAAAGACCCGUGGUCGCUGAAAUUAUUCUACAAACAUGCAUUUAUGCACGAACCACCAUCAUUUGAGCUUCUUCACUUAGCAAAGGAAGUUGCAGGGAUCGUUGGUGGGCUACCGUUAGUUCUUGUGACAAUUGGGUCGGUUUUUGCUGGUUUAUUAACACGAGAAGAAUGGGAAGGUGAGUUGAAAAAAAUAAGGAAAAAUAGAGGGGCACAUAUUCUGGAAAAGCUGAAAUGGAGUUAUGAUGGGUUAGAUAAUGAUCAGAAGUGUGUAUUUUUGGAUAUAGCAUGUUUUCUUGUUGGAGCAAAAAAAAAGCGCGCCACUUAUCUUUGGGAUGACCGUUCUCAUGAAAAUGCAAUUAGAGUUCUUAAGGAAAGAAAUCUUAUCAGCAUCGAUGAUGAAGAUAGGUUUAGGAUGCAUGACUUAAUUCAAGAAAUGGGAAGGUCAAUAGGUAGCGGUGAAGGAAAUAUUGAUCCUUACAUUAACAUCAGACUCUGCUUUAAGAAUGAGCAAUCGAUUAUGUUAGAGGAUUUCCAGGAAAAAGGGAAAGUUGAAGGCAUCGUUCUAAACGUGGAAGAGCAAUGUACUGAAACCAGUUUGACCAUGAAAGUAUUUGUGGAUAUGCCUAAACUAAGGCUGCUUCAACUCAACUUUGUUAAUUUCUUGAAGCCUAAGAUUGGUCAUUUUCCUAAGAGACUGAAAUGGCUACAGUGGCGAGGCUGCAUUCUGGAGUCAGUGACAUUUGACAACACAUCUUUUGAGAACCUUGUUGUACUUGACUUAUCUCAAAGCAGAAUUUAUAGAUUAACAUUGAAAAAUAAGGGGAAGACUUUCGAACAUUUAGAGGAGUUAAGUGCUUCGGGAAGUAAAACCUCGAGGGAGGAUGAAACAUUCUCUUUUAUGGUUCCACUUGGUUCACCAAGUAGCCCAUUGCUUCUACAACAGUUGCAAUGUUAUGGGGAUGGCAGCAAAUCUGGCAUUCUAAGUAAUAUUUACGUUAAGGUCUCGGUUAAGGAAAUGGAAGACAAUCUAGUAAUCUAUGAGACCAUAUUUAGCGGUUAUCGUGACAUUGACAACGAAAUUGAUUGGAAAUAUGGUUGGUGCUAUACUGUUUCUUUUUCAGAAUAUGAUGAUAUAAACAUUUUCCCCAAUCUCUAUAGGCCUUGUUCAAUAUGUGUGUCAACGGCUAAUAACUUCCCUUUGAUAAAGGUUGAUAUUCUACUUAGAAGUGCCUGCAGAUGGAGCAAAAAUUAUUCAAAAGUGAUUCCUGUUGGUGAGAAUGUAACAAAUUCAAGGAGGAUCUCUGUCGAGCAAAACCAGUCAUUGCCAUCGAUGUUGUCAGCUGAAUAUUCUACAUUUGAGUUUGACGUAUUGUUUAGAUAUGUAAAAGAGGAUAUUGAUACCAAAUUUAUAAACAACCUAUACAAGGCCCUACAACAGCAUGGCAUCCGCAUAUUUAAAGAUGAAGAUGUUGCAAGUAAAGGGGGAGAAUGUUUGCUCACCUACAUUGAAAGAUCGGCCAUCUGCAUACCCAUCUUCUCGAAGGGCUUUUCUCAGUCAAAGUCACACCUUAACUCGGUUGCCAAGAUGGUAAACUCUAGAAAGUUUAUUAUACCUGUAUACUUUCAAGUUCAUCCUUUAGAUAUCAGAGAUCAAAAGGGAGAGUUUGGAACAUAUUUCUCUUGUGACGAAAAUGAAGACCAAAGAGAGAUUGUAGAAGAUUGGAGAAAAACAUUGGAAGUUGUUGUUAGGCGAUGCCAUCACCAAUUUAGCUACGACACAAACAGGUUUAUUCCCAUUUGUCUCCUUCCUCUACGCAUUGUUCCACAUAUCCUGUAG
Nymphaea colorata (pocket water lily) is the source of this 2919-nucleotide messenger RNA. Its product is annotated as disease resistance protein L6-like. Bases 1 to 2919 code for a protein of 972 amino acids. Gene Ontology annotation, biological process: signal transduction; defense response. The record is from RefSeq and is a predicted model, not a curated record. Gene Ontology annotation, molecular function: ADP binding. The transcript has 4 exons. NCBI's taxonomy places the organism in Eukaryota, Viridiplantae, Streptophyta, Magnoliopsida, Nymphaeales, Nymphaeaceae.